Molecule: messenger RNA, 3075 nt
Organism: Myotis lucifugus (little brown bat)
Lineage: Eukaryota; Metazoa; Chordata; Mammalia; Chiroptera; Vespertilionidae
Product: KIAA1755 ortholog
Source: RefSeq, a predicted model, not a curated record
AUGUGCAAAGGCCUGGAGGACGCUCCAUCCCUGGACGCAGCCAUCCAGAACGCCCUGGCAGGCCUCUACCCUCCUUUUGAGGCCACAGCGCCCACUGUCCUGGGGCAGGUGUUCCACCUCCUGGACGCUGACUUCCGGGGGGACGGGCUGAGCUUCCUCCUGGAUUUCCUGAUCCCUGCCAAGCGCCUAUGUGAGCAAGUCCGAGAAGCAGCCUGUGCCCCCUAUACACACUGCCUCUUCCUGCAUCAGGGCUGGCCGCUGUGCCUGCAGGACAAGGUUGUGGUCCACCUGGCCCCCCUCAAUCCCCUCUUAUUGCGCCAGAGUGACUUCUACCUUCAAGUUGAGCCUCAGGAGGAGCAGUCUGUCUGCAUCAUGAUCAAGUGCCUCUCGUUAGACCUCCGCACAGUGGACACGAAGCCUGUUCCCGUGUCAUCCUACCCGACACUGUUCACCCAGGAGUGGCUGGAGGCCUUCAACAAUGACUUUGAGGGAAGUCCCCUACACAACUGUCUGGUAGCUUCAGAAGAGGGGAUUGUUCCUGUGCCCUGGACCAAGAUAACCAGCCCAGAGUUUGUGGAUGACAAACCCCAAGCAGUGACUGUUCUCUCCCCAGCCUGGGGUUCCCUUCAAUUAGAGGCACUGGAUUUGAGUGGCCCCCAAGAGCUGCACCAGGCCAGGUCUCCAGGCAGCCAGGUGCUGCUUGGCCAGAGCUUGGCCAAGGCUGGAACAACUCAGACCAAAACAUCUGGCCCCGCUGCUGACUCAGGCCCACUGGCUGGAGGAAAGGCUGGUUUCCCAGAAGCUUCUACAGAAAGAGGCCCCACUCUGGAUGAGGAGCCACCAGGGCCCGAGCCCAGCAUCAGGGCUCUGAGUAUGGAGAUCAUCCACUCCCGGAUAGCGUGCCUGCCAGGUGGUCGGGACAGGGCUGGGCGGCCCCUGCUUCUGGUGUCAACCCCCCAGGGGGCCUGGGAGGCACCAUGGUGCACAGCCUCAGAGGUCACCAAGCUGCUUUCCUACCUGUGCACUGUCCCCAGGCCAGAAGAUAAAACCAAGGGGCUGGCGGUGGUGAUAGAUGCCAGGAAGCAGCCUCUACACCCUGUCCUGGUCAAUGCCUUGGAAGCCACCCAGAAGUCAGACCCUUUCCUUGCUGACCUCCGCCAGGCCUCCUCCCUGCUACAGGCAUCCAUCAAGGAGUUUGAGAAGGGUGACUCCCCUGGAGGGGCACAGGAGGCCUCCAGGUGUCUGAACAAGUCCAAGGAGCUGAUGGAGGCUGUGCUGAGGGACCCAGUUCUGCUGGGCCUCCAGCGGGAAGGCGGAGCCACCCUGGCCAGGCUGCAGCAGGAGGCCAGCAGACUGGACUUCAACCCAGAUGUUAGGAGCCAUCUGGCUGAAGCCACUGCCCUCUAUAGCCUCGUGGACGAACAGCUGCAUGUCCUGGUCACCACAUCUAAUCACCUCCUGGGGAGGCUCGAACUCCGCGUCCGCAUGGGCCGCCUGGAAGCUGCCAUCCACCAGGUCAGCAACUGGAUGGAGCAGGAAGGAAGCCGGCGCCUGCAAGCGCUGACCCCCAAGGACGGGAGCCUGGAGACAGUGCAGAAAGCCCACCUGGAAUUUGAGGACUUCUUCCUGCAGGCUGCAGCCCAGUACCGGCAAGGCCUGGAGCUGUCCAAGCAGGCAGCCCAGCUGGGAGCCUCAGCGGGAGGGGCCCGCGAGGCGGGAGGAACAGAGCCCCCGGAGCUGGCUGCCUUCGCCUCCACGCAGCGGACCUUCCAGGCUAAGCUCACCCACUUCUACAUGGCUGCUGAGCGGCAGCGCACGGACCUGGAGACGCUGCUCCAGCUCUACCACUUCUGCAAGAAGAUGGCCUGGUUCCACAUGGACUGUCAGGACCUGAUGACCCAGCUCAGGCUGGGCAAGGAUCCAAAGGCCAGCCCCGGGGGCCAGCGCCGCCUCCACCGCUACCUGCAACGACUGUCCUCCGAGUUCCCUGCUGAGAAGCUCACGGCCAUGGGGCUGCAGGUGGCCUCGCUGAGCCGGGAGGACCUGGGCCAGGACCUGUGGGAGGAGGCCCAGGUGAGACACGGGGAGAUCCAGACCCUCCUGACGAAGGCGCUGGCCCACUGUUCGUGCUCACUGGGCCCCAGUGCCCACGCGGCUCAGCUGGAACUACAACGGACCGCUGCCAAGGGCCAAGGUGUGAAUGGAGAAGUCACUUCCAAGGGACAGCGGGACCCACCCUUCCAGGACUCCCUGGGCCUGGAUCGGUCACCAAAACCCCGCUGGCCUCCUCGGGCCGAGAGAGGGGGGCAGAACAGACAUCUCCCGGCAGGCCCUCUGCCCCUGGACGCCGGCCAGGCCACAGAGGCUGGUGAAGGCAAGGGCCCUCGCGAGCCCCUUGAUCCUGCCCCUGAGCGGUUUCUCACCUCCCUCUUCUCCUGGCAGCGGCUCCCCAGGCAGAGGCAGGUCCCCCACCCCACCGGGGGCAGCUCCUCCUCAGAGGGGACAGACUCACGGACGUCUCUGGAGGACUCGCCCCAGACAAGCCCCCCUGCCUCCCUCUAGCUGGGAGCAGAGCCCCCUCACCCCCUGUACCAGGCACCAGGGGUGCGGGCUGGGCCUGUUGCUGAGGAACCAAGCCCGUCAGGCCGUGGCUCCUGAGCACUGGGUGUGUGCGUGGCCUGUGACGAGGGGCCAAGAACCGGCACCAGGAAACUGAGAAGUCCGGACCCUGGGAGGUCAGGGCAGGGUGCAGCAGAGCGUGGGAUUGGCUCCCUCGCCCCAGUACAGACCCUUCCAGAGGGCUCAGCCAUAGGCAGGCCGCGUGCCCAGCUGGAGGUCAGGGGCACCCAGCUUCCCCUGGGGACACAAGGGGCAUCGCAGCCCUCAUACAGAACCAUGAGUGAGAGAUUCAGGAGUGGCUCCUGGUCUUAGGAUCCCACUGAACAGACCCCGAGACAAGGAUCCAGGUGCAUGUGUGUUUGAUAGUCACCCCGGGAACCACUGGGGGUGAGCCUGGGAAAGGAAUAAAGGGGGUGCUGUCAAGCAAAUCACUGCACGCAACUCAUUGUGCCAUUG